UGUCACCUGCGAGUUGGUAACCUACGAGCUGCUGUGGAGGAAACUGUUUAACCGGAUCCCAUUGUACCCGGAGCGCAGAGCCGCCUUUCCAGCAUGCUGGGACUGCUCAGAGUGGUGACUCUUCCUGACUGAUAAAGAAGACCACAUGCAUUUCUGUCAUUAAAGAUAGAACUUCAGGAGCAUGUACUGGAGAACAUUGUUGGAAAUCAACUUUAAAGUUGCUGCAGCCAGACAUUCAGUGGCCAAAGCUUAGUCAAAUCAGGCAACAGAACAGAAUUCAGCCAUGGCACCAAGGAAGAGAGGUGGACGGGGGAUUUCAUUUAUCUUUUGCUGUUUCCGGAAUAAUGACCACCCAGAAAUCACAUAUCGGCUCCGAAAUGAUAGCAACUUUGCACUUCAGACAAUGGAGCCAGCGCUGCCCAUGCCCCCUGUGGAGGAGCUGGACGUCAUGUUCAGUGAGCUUGUGGAUGAACUUGACCUUACAGACAAACACAGGGAAGCCAUGUUUGCACUUCCAGCUGAGAAAAAGUGGCAGAUAUACUGUAGCAAAAAAAAGGACCAGGAAGAAAACAAGGGAGCUACAAGUUGGCCUGAAUUCUACAUUGAUCAGCUCAACUCCAUGGCUGCUAGAAAAUCUCUGCUGGCUUUAGAAAAAGAAGAAGAAGAAGAGAGAAGUAAAACUAUAGAGAGUUUAAAGACAGCACUGAGGACAAAACCAAUGAGGUUUGUCACCAGAUUCAUUGACUUGGAUGGCCUGUCAUGUAUUCUCAACUUUCUGAAGACCAUGGACUAUGAGACCUCCGAGUCUCGAAUACAUACCUCUCUCAUUGGAUGUAUAAAGGCACUAAUGAAUAACUCUCAAGGCCGGGCUCACGUCCUGGCUCAUUCUGAGAGUAUUAAUGUAAUUGCUCAGAGUCUGAGCACUGAGAACAUUAAAACAAAAGUGGCCGUGCUGGAAAUCUUGGGCGCCGUGUGCCUGGUUCCCGGGGGCCACAAGAAGGUUCUACAGGCCAUGCUGCACUACCAGAAGUACGCCAGUGAAAGGACACGCUUCCAGAUGUUAAUUAAUGACUUAGAUAAAAGCACUGGGCGGUAUCGAGAUGAAGUGAGUCUGAAGACUGCCAUCAUGUCCUUCAUUAACGCAGUACUAAGCCAAGGCGCAGGAGUGGAGAGUUUGGACUUCAGACUUCAUCUUCGCUAUGAAUUUCUAAUGUUAGGAAUUCAGCCCGUAAUAGAUAAAUUAAGGGAGCAUGAGAAUUCGACAUUAGAUAGGCAUUUAGAUUUUUUUGAAAUGCUCCGAAAUGAGGAUGAACUAGAAUUUGCCAAAAGAUUUGAACUGGUCCACAUAGACACAAAAAGUGCAACGCAGAUGUUCGAGCUAACCAGGAAGAGGCUGACACACAGUGAAGCCUACCCCCACUUCAUGUCCAUCCUGCACCACUGCCUCCAAAUGCCUUACAAGAGGAGCGGCAACACUGUUCAGUACUGGCUGCUACUAGACAGAAUUAUACAGCAAAUAGUUAUCCAGAAUGACAAAGGACAGGACCCCGACUCCACGCCUUUGGAAAACUUUAAUAUUAAAAAUGUGGUACGAAUGUUGGUCAAUGAAAAUGAAGUUAAGCAGUGGAAAGAACAAGCAGAAAAAAUGAGAAAAGAGCACAAUGAAUUACAACAGAAACUGGAAAAGAAAGAGAGAGAAUGUGAUGCCAAGACCCAAGAGAAGGAAGAAAUGAUGCAGACCCUAAAUAAAAUGAAAGAGAAACUCGAGAAAGAGACAACUGAACACAAGCAGGUCAAACAGCAGGUGGCGGACCUCACGGCCCAGCUCCAUGAGCUCAGCAGGAGGGCUGUCUGUGCUUCAGUCCCAGGAGGACCCUCACCUGGAGCCCCAGGAGGACCCUUUCCUUCCUCCAUGCCGGGUUCCCUUCUUCCCCCACUGCCCCCGACUCUGCCAGGUGGAGUCCCCCCUCCACCGCCACCUCCGCUCCCUCCUGGAGGCCCUCCGCCCCCUCCAGGGCCUCCUCCCUUAGGGAUCAUGCCACCUCCAGGGGCUCCAGUGGGACUGGCUCUCAAGAAGAAAAGCAUUCCUCAGCCCACAAAUGCCCUCAAAUCCUUCAACUGGUCUAAGCUGCCGGAGAACAAACUGGACAGAACAGUGUGGACUGACAUUGAUGAUACCAAAGUCUUCAAAGUUCUAGAUCUCGAAGAUCUGGAAAGGACUUUCUCUGCCUAUCAAAGACAGCAGAAAGAAGCAGAUGCCAUUGAUGACACACUGAGUUCCAAGCUGAAAGUCAAAGAGCUCUCAGUGAUUGAUGGCCGGAGAGCCCAGAAUUGCAACAUCCUUCUGUCGAGGUUGAAAUUAUCCAAUGAUGAGAUCAAACGGGCAAUUCUAACGAUGGAUGAGCAGGAAGAUCUCCCCAAGGACAUGUUGGAACAGCUUUUGAAGUUCGUUCCUGAAAAAAGUGAUAUAGACCUGCUGGAGGAACACAAACACGAAUUGGACCGGAUGGCCAAGGCUGAUAGGUUCCUUUUCGAGAUGAGCCGAAUUAAUCAUUAUCAGCAAAGGCUACAGUCACUGUACUUCAAAAAGAAGUUUGCAGAGCGUGUGGCGGAAGUGAAGCCCAAAGUGGAAGCUAUUCGCUCUGGCUCAGAAGAGGUGUUUAAGAGUGGUGCCCUCAAGCAGUUGCUGGAGGUGGUCUUGGCAUUCGGAAAUUACAUGAAUAAAGGCCAGAGAGGCAAUGCCUAUGGAUUCAAGAUAUCCAGCCUCAACAAGAUUGCUGACACAAAAUCCAGUAUUGACAAGAAUAUCACCCUUUUGCACUAUCUCAUAACUAUCAUGGAAAGUAAAUACCCAAAGGUCCUCAGCCUAAACGAAGAACUGCGGGAUAUUCCGCAAGCAGCAAAAGUAAACAUGACUGAGCUGGACAAAGAAAUAAACACCUUGAGAAGCGGCCUGAAGGCAGUCGAGACAGAGCUGGAAUAUCAGAAGUCUCAGCCCCCACAGCCUGGAGAUAAGUUUGUGUCUGUGGUCAGCCAGUUCAUCACUGUGGCCAGCUUCAGUUUCUCCGACGUUGAGGAUCUGCUGGCAGAAGCUAAAGACCUGUUUACUAAAGCAGUAAAGCACUUUGGGGAAGAGGCUGGCAAAAUCCAGCCAGAUGAGUUCUUUGGCAUUUUUGACCAGUUUCUCCAAGCUGUGUCAGAAGCCAAACAAGAGAACGAGAACAUGAGAAAGAAGAAGGAGGAGGAGGAACGCCGAGCGCGCAUGGAGGCCCAGCUCAAAGAACAGCGGGAAAGAGAACGGAAAAUGAGGAAAGCAAAAGAGAACAGUGAAGAAAGCGGAGAGUUUGAUGACCUCGUCUCGGCUCUACGCUCAGGAGAAGUGUUUGACAAAGACCUUUCUAAACUGAAACGGAAUCGCAAACGUAUCUCCAAUCAGGUGACAGAUGGCAGCCGAGAGAGACCUGUCACAAAACUUAAUUUUUAAUUUCUUUUCAGUACUUUUCUAGAAAGCCCAGUAGCAGCCCUUUGAAGUGACUCGACCGUUCUGUUACACUGCUGUGGCAGUUCUCCGUGUGUGUGUGUGUGUGUGUGUGUGUGUGUGUGUGAGAGAGAGAGAGAGAGAGAGAGAGAGAGAGAGAGAGAGAGAGAAUGGACAUGUACAUAUAUAUUAAAACUGCACAGAAGUCUGAGUGUCUAGAGACUCACAUGUACGGUCAUCUUCAUUCCUGUGUGCACAGUGACCUGUGUCGUGUGUGUGCAAGUGUGGCCCAGUGUCUGUCCCUGAGCAUGGGGACAGUUGAGAAGCACAAUGGCCCCCACAGAGACACCCUGGCAUAUGGAGAAAACAGGCUUGUAAGGUGCAGGAGGGCUUCCGCUUCGUCUCCUCGAAGCCGUUACCUCUGGAGGGAUGGGGCUGGAAGACUCCAGACUGGCGCUGGCCAACGAAGCCAAGGCAUCGCCUCAGGGACUGCGGGGUCCCACUCAGACCGCGGCCAGGGAUGUGGUGAGGCAGGCUGUUCGUUGACAACAUCUUGCACACAGUUUGUGUUGUGUAGAAUGUCAAUCGGAACCCUUUCGUAUGUUUAAAGCUUGGACGUCGGGUGCCCCCGACUUAAUUUCAUCAAGUUUUCUGCCAAGUGCUCUUGAUGAUUUCUCUGUUGCUUUUAGGGGAAAGAAAAGACAUUAUGUAAAUGCAAUCCAUGCCUGUGUUAAAGAACACAAUUGCUAGAUGUGCUUGUUGUCCUAGGAUAGAUACAUCAACCUUAAAAAUAAAGUCCUCACCCAAGACUUCAAGGAAGAAUUCUCUAAGGAAUGGAUCUGAUUAAUUUUUAAUGGGGUGCCUUUUUUGGCUUUUUCUAUUUUCUUUGUAGGAUAAGCUGCAUCUUCUGUAAAUAUAGGCCUGGGUUAAGAGCACUUAGCACGUACACAAAACAUCCACAGACCUGGCCCGAUCUAUUUAUCUCUAAGUAUAUUUGAAGUGGUUUGCUGUUAUAUGUUGUCAUUUUAAAUUGUGUGUUGGUAAAGCUACCUGUAAAAUUUCAGUCCAAAAAAUAAAACUCUCAGGGAGAAACAAAUACAAACAAUGAACAUUAGAGAAUAAAAUAUAGAUGCUUACCAUUAACCUACCAACUUCUAAUAUCCUUAAAUUAUAUGAUCUCUAAAGAGGACUGUUACUUUUUUUUGCUUUUGCUUUAUUUAUUUGUAGUUUAUGUUGCGGGGUGGCUAAUGUUUUCUCUUCUCUUUCCAUCUGUCCUGUUGUGGUUGGGUUUCCUGUGGAGAGAGUAGUUUUUCCUGGUGCAUUAGAAUAUUGCUUACUAAAUUGAGUUUUUCAAUCAUCUAAUGAAUAUUUAUUAAGCACCUACUAUGUGCCGGGCAUAGUAGAGUUAUAGUGGUAAACAAGACAGAGUGCCUGCCCCUGAGGAGCUGCCAUUCUCUUUGGGACUUCUGGGACAAGCAGGACACCAGUGUGUGUGCUGUACAGGAUCAUCCUGAUUAGCAGUAAUGUGUGCUAACUCUGAAGCUUGGCGCAGAAGGCGGGGUGUCUGUGCUGGGUGAAGCUGUGACAGAGUGCUCUAAGUUGUCCAGAGCUGUGGUUUUACAUUUUUUCCUCAUAAACUUAGCAACUUUCUACCUGUUACGUGGAAGUCAGUGACGCUGGCACAUAGAGCAGUCUUAAGCACAGAGCAGAGUCAAUGCCCAGCCCCUGCUGAGCUGGGCCGUGCGAGUGGCCAGGCGGUGGGCCGCUGAGGUGCGGAGAGGACAAUACUAGAAAGAUGGUUUUCUCUGUUACUUAACUAAAGUGCCUCUAUGUAUAUUCUUUUCUACUUAUAGCAGGAGAAAUUUGGUGUGGCUCAGUUUUGGAACUGUAAUUUCAAAAUGACAUCAUCUCACAGUAAGGAAUGAAAACAUGGAAGGAGAAUUGUGAAAAGGAACAGAUUAGUGCAGCGUGUCCCUCUGAGUCCCCCGCUUUGGCAUGGCCAUCCUGUGGGUGGGCCUCCUUUGCCGUUUUCAUAUCUCGUUCUCGUCCCUAAAAACUGUGCAGGUAAUUCCGUGUGCCAUUGUUGGGGGAAAAACUACGUCUUAGACUGGUGCUGGUGUAAGUAGUCACUUUUCUCUCUUGGGUGUGUAUUUUAAAGGUUGUUUGUCUGUUAAAUUAAUGCCAAAAAGAAACAUUAUAAAUUUGUAAACCUAAUUAUAUGUCUUGUAUCUUACUAGCUUAGUAGUUCGAACCACUUAGUCUUUAGGUGCAAGAGUGUUGCCAUUGUACCAAGAAAAGCUGUUGUAUGUGUUAUGAGACUGUACAUUUUUUUAAGAUAGCAAUAUGCAAUAAAGAUGACUUCAUUGGGUGUAUAUAUACAUAUGCUUUCUAUGAAUUAUU
Messenger RNA from Octodon degus (degu), 5878 nucleotides. It is a transcript of the gene Daam1, whose product is annotated as dishevelled associated activator of morphogenesis 1. Gene Ontology annotation, cellular component: stress fiber. NCBI's taxonomy places the organism in Eukaryota, Metazoa, Chordata, Mammalia, Rodentia, Octodontidae. The record is from RefSeq and is a predicted model, not a curated record. Gene Ontology annotation, molecular function: small GTPase binding; actin binding. Gene Ontology annotation, biological process: actin cytoskeleton organization. Bases 284 to 3484 code for a protein of 1066 amino acids. The transcript has 26 exons.